AUGUCUCUGCCUACCCAAAGGGAGAUUUUAAAGCUCUAUAAAAAUCUUUUAAGAUACGGCGAACAGCUGAAAUAUACUGACAAAACUUAUUUCUUCAGACGCAUCAGAAAAGAAUUUAAAACCCACAAGAAUAUCACCGAUGAAGCUGAUGUAAAUUUCAAAUUUGAGAAGGGUAUUAUUCUACUCCUCAGACGAACAGUGCAAUAA
Dendroctonus ponderosae (mountain pine beetle) is the source of this 207-nucleotide messenger RNA. Its product is annotated as MIEF1 upstream open reading frame protein. The transcript is spliced from 2 exons. The record is from RefSeq and is a predicted model, not a curated record. NCBI's taxonomy places the organism in Eukaryota, Metazoa, Arthropoda, Insecta, Coleoptera, Curculionidae. The coding region runs from base 1 to 207 and encodes 68 amino acids.